GGGCAAGACAGAGGCAAGAAGGAUUGAGGGGUAUUGUAACUAAUUGCAUCAUACCUGUCGACAUCUCGUACAAGCCGUCAAUGUGUGUGCGAUGCGACCGUCGGGGAGAUCGAAUGCAAAGGAUUCCGGCGAUGGCUGCCCUGUGUAGGGUUGCGCGCUCUGGGUCAUGGCUCGUUGGGAGACCCCCAAGCUCGGAGCAAGAUGUAAGAAGGAAGGAAAAAUCACAUGCGUCGGUGUUGCAAGAGGAUGCCAUUCAAAGCACGUUUGAUCGGUCCACCAGGUGUCUUUGGCACUAUCGACAUGGUCCCGUCAUGCGGCUCUCUCGGGGUUGCGGUUCGGUUGAGUGGACGGUGAAGCGGUAGGGAGCAAUCGCGACGGUCGAAGAUUCGCCGAGGGUUUGGAGUCUUCCAGUGAGAAAAGGAUCCAAAAAGGCAAGGGGGUGGUGAGAGGUCAAGAGAAAUGAAAAGAGGCGUAUCAAAGUGCAGUCAGGCUGAUACCGCACAGGUUACGGCCGGGACUCGAAGCGGGUGUGGCAGUGGCCGUGGAUGGUGGGGACUAGUGCGAGUUUGGUCGCACGGGUCGGUGGUGGUGGUAGUAAUGGUGGUGGUGGGCAGUGAUGAUGGGAGUUGCCUUGGGCCUCGGGGGUACUGAGCGUACGGAGUACAGAAGGUAGUGUAGACAAUAGUUACUUGUCAGAACUGAGUAAGAAAGAACCCAAGUGAUUCCAAGUCGAGCAUUCCUCGGUCCAGAUCUGGAUCGACGGGAAAUUAGAGCUUGGGGUUUUAGAAGCGACGGACGGUCUUCCGCCGAUGUGGGGGGGUGGGAAAGGGUGGGAAAGGGAGGAAAAGGGAAAAGGGAACGGAACCGACGACUGAGUCGUCGUCCUGUAGGACGGAGUGGACGGGGGCGGAAUGUGAACGCGAUCAUUGGUUGAUUGGCCGGUUUUUGGUGUGGAGGAGAAAGAAAAAGGAGGGGGGAAUGUCAAGGAAUCAACCACGGUAGAGGGACGAUAGCACGAGAGAUUAGCACGGAAAGAUGUUGUAAUCUAUGACUCUGAUGAUCUGCUCGAACGAUAGGGUACGAUCAAAUGUCAAAUGUCAAAUGUCGAAUGCGAGUUGAAGGUCCUCGAGUUGGUGUACUGUACUGCCGUAUAGUGCCAUGGUGUAUAGUUUUGUGCAAACCGUACGGGAGUAUACGGCGUACAGCCAAAAGAUGGACUCGCAGAUCGGGCUAGAAUCCACGGGGCUUGUGCUGCCGACAGAAACCCGUUUCAAACACUCUCUGACACGACACUCCGAUUUGCCGAGUGCAUUAGUCUAGUGUACAUCAUACUAUCUCCUGCCCGAUGGAGUUGAUACUAACUUUGCUGGACCGUAGUUACUCCGUACUCUUCACCCAUAGGACCACGAAGCGGGUCAAGUAGGGGACUGUACGUACCGAGUAUAGGAAGAUGAGGACGAUAGGACUCUUCAGGUGGUUCUUGCAAUUACGGCAGGUAUCCUCAUCGGGUAUUCUCGUUCAUUUCUUUUUUUCCAUCUCUAUCCCAACCCCGUCGGAAUCUCGGAGAUCCUACGGGUUGCGCCGUCCGUGCGGUUUCACGGACACUCAGAACGGCUCAGUUGGUGACUGGCCCUUCCAGUCGUGAUUUUAGUCCCCUUUGAAUCUCAACCAAUGAACUGCCGAGUACACUCCUAGUUUUCGCAACUGUCCAAUCCUCUCCAACUAGAAUCGUCUCGCCCUUUCGAGGCAAAAUUGGCCGGUCUCGCUUUCUGAUCAGGUUCUUGCUCGUCCGUUCCUGUCGAUUUCCCCCUUGCUCUUCCUCUCGGGUAAGGCUGAGUCGGAUGCGGAUGGGGGCAGUCGUUCGAUAAUUUAAAACGAUCCUUCGGCUCAUGCAGGUGAGUCUGGCCGUUUGGCAGAAACUAAGUUAGUUUCAACGUCUUCGCCCCCCUCCAGAAGCCAGCUCCAAUUAUCGGGCCUCGAUCAUACACGCGAAAUAUACCUCGAAACGCACGCUGGCAAGCAGAGCCUCGGUCUCGCCCACCUUUCCCCCCUCCUCUCCCUUUCCGAAUCCGCCCCAGGUUCCCCAAGGGACCAUGAGCUGCCAGGAUGCCCGCGAUGGCUACCACCUUCCUGGACAACCCGCUGCUCAAAGUUAGUCGGCCGGUCGCUGCCUGCUCGCGAUGCCGCACCGCCAAAAUCAAAUGCGAUGGCAAGCUCCCCGCCUGUUCGGCUUGCGAGAAGGUCGGCAAGGCCAGCUCUUGCUCGGGAGCGAGCGACGAAUUCGCCAAGGGCAAGGAGCGAAGCUACGUCGCUUCACUCGAGGGAUACUGUGAGAAACUCGAAAAGAAAAUUUCCUUGUUGCGAAAUCGCCAGAACUCUCUCCCCCUCGAAGGCAAUGGCGUGGUGCGGGAGAUGUCCAUCACCUCGAACUCCUCCGAUGGACCGGUCGGCUCGGCCCACCGCCGUGAGGUCUCCGAUAUCGAUGAUCUCGUCGGCGACUUUGGGUUCCUGUCGGUCAAUGCGACCUCACGCGACUUCCAAGGCAUCACCUCCAAGACCACAUUUGCGAAUCUGCUCCUUUCGGUCGCCACGGUGGGAUACCCACCACCCCGCACGCACAACCCGCUACCCGCGCGACACGAGGCGACCCCUCUCUUACAAUAUUAUUUUGAUAAUGUCUUUGUUCAAUUACCGUUUUUCGUGGAAACCAGCUUCUGGACGUCGGUCGAUGCGGUCUAUCAAUCGGGUGGUCGAUUUGCCAAACCCUUUGACCAUUGGACGGUCAGGAUGGUUCUCGCCAUUGCCUCGGCAUCGAUUUCAUAUCGGAGUAACGAUAAAAGUCACCAGCGAGCCUUGGCAUUGGUGUCGGAGGCGUUGAUCUAUGCAGAGGAAGUCUUCCGCCCCGGGUCUAUCACGUGCAUCCAAGCAAUCCUGCUUCUGGCCCAGUAUGCGCUGGCAGAUCCAGGCCGGUUCCGAAGUUGGUACCUGGUAGGAAUGGCAGUGAGGGUGGCGGUCGACCUAGGUCUACAUCAAGAUCCUCCUGCAGAAGUGCUGUUGAAUCCAGACCGACUAAAUAUUCGACGGCGGGUAUUCCACUGCCUGUAUUGUCUAGAUCGAGGGAUGAGCACUGCACUUCAUCACACCUUUUCAUUCUCCGACGCAUCGGUGAACGUCGCGCUGCCGGAGACCAACUCAUCGGCCUCUAGCCCAGAGCAAACAUCCGUCUUCUUACGAAGCCCCGCUCCAGCCCUACAUAUUGUCAAGAUCCGAAAGAUCCUAUCAAACGGAUAUCAAGACAUGUACUACGGCUCACGAGAACCAUCCCCUCAGCCACUCAUCCAAAUAUGGUCUCUCUGCUCCCAGGCUCGCCAAUGGUUCCACGACUGUCCCAAAAACGCCCCCAACCACUUCUCCCUCCUCUACCGCCUCGAGCUCCUCUACACAAACAUCGUCCUCCUUUCCCCCUCCAACCGAUACCCCGUCCUCUGCGACUACAACAAAGCCCUCCUCUUCGACCGCUGCAUGGAUUUUAUCAGCCAAAUCCACCAAGUGCUAGAGAACCCCAGCAUUCUCCCCUUUCUCACCUUCUUAGAUAUCACCCGCGUCCAACAAGUCGGCCUCCUCUUUGUCCAAGUCCUCAUCGAGGACUUUGACUUCCUCCUCAGUCCCGUCGUGCCCAACCCCCCUCCCGUCCCGACAGGAACACCCGACCCGCCCAUCCUCGCCGAAGAAGAUAGAAUCAACUGUCGAUCCCGUGCGCUGCGCUGUCUCACGUACGUGCGUGAUUUGCUUCAGUACUCGGCCCGGAAGUGGGAUCUUCGACGGCCGCUGGAUGAAUUUGAGAGGGAGUCCGCGCCGUUGGGGAAGAUGCUUCGCGAGGGGCCGGCGAGUUAUGGGAAUAAUCAGAGUCAAGCGUACUCACGGGCACCGCUGGCGGGCAAUGGGUAUUCAGGCUAUCAUUUAGGAUAAGUUUUGUAUUUUUCAUGAAUCGAAUAAUGGAUUUUGACUUUGACUACUUCUCAAUUUCAAAAUUGUCUUAUUACUUAUGUUUUAUGAGAUUGGAUCGAGCGAUCUGGGCUGACCUGUCGAGGGUGAGAGAGAUAUAAUAAGACAAAAGAGAGAUAGUCGAAAACGGCGUACAUAGACCACUUAUCUCAUUCGCUGAAUUUAGUCAUGGAAUUACUACUAUACUUUAUG
Penicillium brasilianum is the source of this 4197-nucleotide messenger RNA. NCBI's taxonomy places the organism in Eukaryota, Fungi, Ascomycota, Eurotiomycetes, Eurotiales, Aspergillaceae. The record is from the annotation of a GenBank genome assembly.